CCUCCUCCUCCUUCCCUUCUUUCUCCACCUCCUCUUCUCACGCUGACUUCAUUCCCGGCAGACGCCGCCGGAGUUUCCACGCUGUCGGCCGGCGAGAUCCGGCAUCUCAGGAGCGCGCCUGGCGAGGCAGCCCAGCUGGCAGAGGACGGAGGUCGGGAGGAAGAGGAGAGAGCGAGAGCCCCUUCUCCGCCCAGGUGGUUGGGCAUCGGACGAGGGUCGCCGAGGAGGGCAGGGCAGGAGAAGAAGCCCCCGGGAGAAAAAGAGGCAGAUCAAGAUGCCUUCAGACUGAAUUGCUUCACCUUUCGUCACCCAGCGCCUCUGGGCAUCUGGAAGGUCGAGGGUGGCGGUGAGGAGAGGGGGGUUGCUGGGAAGUUUCUGACCGAGGAGGAGGAGGAGGAGGAGGAAGAUCUGCGGAGAUAGUCGUCGUUUGGGGAGAGUGAGAGGCCUCCGGUGGUUGGGAUUCUGCUUUCCACCCUUUGUGGGCCGUUUACAAGAGUUUUGGGAGAGAAAGACUUGGGACCGAUUUGGAGACUCCUCGGUCCUUUUGGUUCUACAAGAUGAGAUGAGGAACCAGGUGAGAAACUGGAGGUGGAGGCCAGAAGACUCUGAAGCACCUGAAACUUUGCUGAAAUCCGGGAAGACUUCUCAAGAGCCUUCGGAAGAGCUGAAGAACUCUAUUCUCUGCUGCUGCUGCUACUAACUGUUCAACUCAGGAAUACCCACCACUAAAUUAUUUCUCCGCGUAUUUGAGCUUGUAUUUAUUCUUGGUGGAGCAGACUCUCCUCCUGGCUUUUGAGUCCAACCAUGGCUUUCUCCCAGGUUCAGUGUCUGGAUGACAGUCACGUCAACUGGAGAUCCAGUGAAUCCAAGCCCGAAUUCUUCUACAGCGAGGAACAGAGGUUGGCCUUAGAAGCUCUGGUAGCCAAAGGGCCGGAAGCCUUCUACGAAGUUCUCAAGAAGGAGAACAUCCGAGACUUCCUCUCCGAGCUGGAGCUCAAAAAAGUCUUGGAGACCUUGGAAACCUACGACCCUGGUGCGGAGUAUCCCCUCAAGGAUAGGAGUGGCUGUGUGGACAGUGGCAGCCAGACCGAUGACCAAGGCCCAGGGCCUUCUUUGGAAUACUGGCCGGAAAGAUCUGACCGAUCCAUCCCGCAACUGGACCUUGGCUGGCCAGAAGCCAUUGCGUACCGUGGGGUGACCCGGGCAGCGGUCUACAUGCAGCCGCCCAUUGACUACCAGCCCCACAUCAAAGAGGUCGUGCGCAAGAUGAUCUUCCAGGCUCAGAAGGUGGUUGCGGUGGUCAUGGACAUGUUCACGGAUGUUGACAUCUUCAAGGACCUCCUGGACGCGGGAUUUAAGCGGAAAGUGGCCAUCUACAUCAUCAUAGAUGAAUCCAACCUGAAAUAUUUCCUCCAGAUGUGCGAGCGAGCCCAGAUGCAUGCCGGCCACCUAAAGGGGCCUCAGCUGUUCUGCUACGGAUCCCGGGUGCAAGUGUCGGCUGAACAGGGCAAAAGCCGACCCCAGCAGCGGAAAACCUCCGAGGAGGGCAAACGGCCACAGGACAGAUCUGGGGCCAAGAAAGUCGCCCCAACCUCAGCCAACCCCUUGUUCUGGCAAAGGAAGAACUUCACCUCUGCCAAGAAUGCCCGGCCCGGCCCCGUCUCCCACAGAGGUGGCACAAGCACCCCAAGAGCCACUGGUCGGUCCCUGACUCCACUCCCCGAAGGCCAGAGGUCACCAAAAGAAAUGAGGACUCCGCUGGACAUUCCUCUGUCCAAGCUCUCCCAGUCAAAGCACCUGAAGAGCAAGACUUCCCAACUGGAAUCCAAACGGAAGCCCCCUGGGACCGCCCACCCCAAGGACCAGUAAGGCCGGUGGAGACACCCGAAUGACCAAUGGAAGGGGGGCUGGGCUGCUUUGCAAUUACCUGGUCGGUGCACCAGUACCACGUGGCCAAGACGGUCAGGCCCAGAGUCAUGCCCGUCCAGGGCAGGUCUCCAGUGAUGGGAUCCCGGAAGAGAUGCAUGGCGUCCCGCCUGGGCAGGUGGCAAGUUGUGUUGGGGACAAUCUUGGAUGGGAUGGCAGCUAAGUAGGCCUCUUCCAGGUUGUGGUAGCCCCCAAUCCGGUGGAAGGCUGCUCAAAGUAAAAAUCAAUGGGGCGGGAGAGCAGAGGACCAAUGAACAAUGUCUGAAGCGAGCAACCACAUCCCUCCCCUUUGUCUGGGCUCCUCCAAAGUCAAUGGUUCCCACCUUCUUCCUUUGCCCCCAAAGAAUGAGGAAGGAACCUUGACAGUGGGGCAUUGAGUUUCCUCUCCACUCAGGAUGAGGUGGGAGAAGAAGGGGGCCAUUUGAAUGCAGAGGUCAUGGGCAGUGAGAAGAAGCUGGGUGCUCUUUGUAGGCCACCUUAGGUUCAGUCCCAUUCAAGAGUCAAACUCCAGUUGAUCCUAAGUCUUGGGCCAACCUCUGAAGCACCAUCUAAGCAUGAGGAGCAACCAACGACUCACCAUCUCCUCCAUCAACUCCUCAGUUGCCCAAAAUUCUUCAAUAAGCCAGAAGGAUCCAUGGUGCAUCUACAGGGCACCAAGUUGAGGAAAGUUGCACUAACAGCAAUCUCAACCAGAGAGCCCAAAGGAAGCUUCUUGUAAUGUUCCCAGACUUCCCCAUCUGCACCUUCAGCAAGGGGGUGAACCCCACCUUCUGAGAUUUGCUCCCGUGCAUCCACGCACCUCCUGGCAUUAGUGCCACAUUGUUGAAGCCAGAGUGUCAUCACUGACACCACAAAAGCCACUGGGGCAUCCCAUGCCACGUAACAACAAUGCAGUGAUGGCCUUGCUCUCCCCUGCCUUCUACACAUCUCCCCACAGCUCCCCGAGUGCACAUGGGUACUGUACCCCAACUAGUCAGCUCACUCACCUGCCCCUUGACAGAUUUCACUCCCAAGAAGCUACCGUAUAUACUCGAGUAUAAGCCGAGUUUUUCAGCACGUUUUUUGUGCUGAAAAACGUCCCCUCGGCUUAUACUCGGGUCUAUAUGGCUUAUACUCGAGUUUUGUUUUUUUUUAAGCCCCUCGGCUUAU
Messenger RNA from Ahaetulla prasina, 3075 nucleotides. RefSeq names its product family with sequence similarity 83 member G (gene SACK1G). The coding region runs from base 805 to 1869 and encodes 354 amino acids. The record is from RefSeq and is a predicted model, not a curated record. Gene Ontology annotation, cellular component: cytosol; nucleus. Lineage: Eukaryota; Metazoa; Chordata; Lepidosauria; Squamata; Colubridae. Gene Ontology annotation, biological process: BMP signaling pathway. The transcript is spliced from 3 exons.